AUGGUCUUCUGCUGUUCGCACUCAGAACCCGACUUCGCGAUCAAGCCGGGGUACAAGUGCGAGCUGCAGGCAAAGGCGUGGUGCAGCCCGCCGGCAGUGAAUCCCGGCCAGCAGUAUCGCAAGAAUGGGAAGGUGAUGUGCUGCAGCAAGCUCGAGGCGACGGAGGCGGUGACGGCGGAGAGCCCAAUGGAGCGAGAAUCCCAGGAAGAUUCCACUGAGGUGAUGCCAAAAGAGGAGACUACCACUGAGGCACCGCCGAAAGAGGAGACGAACAAAAAGAUAGACACCACUGAGGCAGCUGUGGAGCCUGAGGAACCCGACUUCGCGAUCAAGCCGGGGUACAAGUGCGAGCUGCAGGCAAAGGCGUGGUGCAGCCCGCCGGCAGUGAAUCCCGGCCAGCAGUAUCGCAGGAAUGGGAAGGUGAUGUGCUGCAGCAAGCUCGAGGCGACGGAGGCGGUGACGGCGGAGAGCCCAAUGGAGCGAGAAUCCCAGGAAGAUUCCGCUGAGGUGACGCCAAAAGAGGAGACUACCACUGAGGCACCGCCGAAAGAGGAGACGACCACUGAGGCAGUUGUGGAGCCUGAGGAACCCGACUUCGCGAUCAAGCCGGGGUACAAGUGCGAGCUGCAGGCAAAGGCGUGGUGCAGCCCGCCGGCAGUGAAUCCCGGCCAGCAGUAUCGCAAGAAUGGGAAGGUGAUGUGCUGCAGCAAGCUCGAGGCGACGGAGGCGGUGACGGCGGAGAGCCCAAUGGAGCGAGAAUCCCAGGAAGAUUCCACUGAGGUGACGCCAAAAGAGGAGACUACCACUGAGGCACCGCCGAAAGAGGAGACGAACAAAAAGAUAGACACCACUGAGGCAGCUGUGGAGCCUGAGGAACCCGACUUCGCGAUCAAGCCGGGGUACAAGUGCGAGCUGCAGGCAAAGGCGUGGUGCAGCCCGCCGGCAGUGAAUCCCGGCCAGCAGUAUCGCAAGAAUGGGAAGGUGAUGUGCUGCAGCAAGCUCGAGGCGACGGAGGCGGUGACGGCGGAGAGCCCAAUGGAGCGAGAAUCCCAGGAAGAUUCCACUGAGGUGAUGCCAAAAGAGGAGACUACCACUGAGGCACCGCCGAAAGAGGAGACGAACAAAAAGAUAGACACCACUGAGGCAGCUGUGGAGCCUGAGGAACCCGACUUCGCGAUCAAGCCGGGGUACAAGUGCGAGCUGCAGGCAAAGGCGUGGUGCAUCGCGCCGGCAGUGAAUCCCGGCCAGCAGUAUCGCAAGAAUGGAAAAGUGAUGUGUUGCAUCAAGACUGAGAAGACGGAGGAAGCUGACGUUGUGACCUCUACCACCACGACAAGCACAACAACCUCUGUGAUGUUGCCUGUCAAGUCGCAUGUUCCGACGACGGACGAAGAGGCAGAGGACAUUGCUACAGACAUUGUCGUCGUGACGUCCACCACGACGAAGACCACAACGACCUCUGUCAUGCUGCCAAUCCAGCCGCAUGUUCCGACGACGGACGAAGAGGCGGAGGACGCCGUCGCUCUGACGUCUGCCACCACAAAGACCACCACAACUGCCGGCAUGGUGUCCCUUCCAUCGCCCUUGCCGACGACCACGAAGGACGAAGGGUCGGAGGCUCGAUCCUAUGGCCCUCGUAUGGAGCGCCUACUGGAGGCGCUGGUGGCAGUUGGAAAUGCAGCCGCACGUGUUGAGGAGUCCAUUCAUCACGAAGCCAAGGUGCCAAUGAAGGAGAGUUUCAUUGAGGUGCCAACAGAGGAGAGCAGCGCUGAGGCAGCUGUGGAGCCUCAGGAACCGGACUUCGAGACCAAACCUGGGUACAAGUGCCUGAUGUACGCAAAGGCAUGGUGCACCUACCCGGAAGUGAAUCCCGGCGACAAGUAUCACAAGAAUGGAAAGGUGAAGUGCUGCACCAAAAUCGAUGAGCCGGAGGCGCCGAGGAAAAAGAAUCCGAUGGCUGCCGUUGUCGACGAGAACCCUCUGAAAACGGAUGGUUUUGGAACGAAGGCCCAGUGGAAUGUCGUGGAUGAGGAAGCAGAUUCCCAGCAGAAGGAGGACGAGGAGGAGGAAGGACCGGAAGAGAUCACUCCGACAACCCCGGUGCCCAGGGAUGAGGAGAAGAUGGCCUUCUGCGGAGAGUUUGAGUUUCGGUCGGAAACGUUCAUGCGUCGCGGCAAGCCCGUGACUGUUUGCCGGAACAAAGACACUGGCCGCUUCGCCAAGGCGCUCUGUUGCAAGUGA
Molecule: messenger RNA, 2241 nt
Organism: Symbiodinium sp. CCMP2592
Lineage: Eukaryota; Dinophyceae; Suessiales; Symbiodiniaceae
Source: the annotation of a GenBank genome assembly